Aspergillus alliaceus is the source of this 1490-nucleotide messenger RNA. RefSeq names its product alcohol dehydrogenase family protein. The record is from RefSeq and is a predicted model, not a curated record. The transcript has 6 exons. NCBI's taxonomy places the organism in Eukaryota, Fungi, Ascomycota, Eurotiomycetes, Eurotiales, Aspergillaceae. Gene Ontology annotation, molecular function: zinc ion binding; oxidoreductase activity. The coding region runs from base 331 to 1410 and encodes 359 amino acids.
UAGGGUUCGAAUGAUAUGUGUCAAAUCAACUCAGCUUUCUCCCGGUUAUGUUUCUAGAAACGACCACAUGAGGGCAUUGGCUAUGAGUCAGACAGAGCCUCCCUAGAGCCAGCAGCGAGAAAAAAAAUAUUUAUAUCGUGGGUUAUUCUAUCCCGGGGGAGUUUUGGGGACUUUGGAGAGACAGCCCCACAGUUAUCAUAAAUCGAGGGGUAAUGAAAACGCCGUAUAUCGGAUGUGGGGGUCUUCGCUUCCCCUAGAACGGCACAUUUUACUUAUUCCAAUGGCCCGAUUCUGUUAAGAAGAAAGUUCCUCGUAUGGAAAUCUAAGUCAAUGUACAAUAUGACCACGGAAAACAAGAUGCGCGCGGUAGUAUUCCACGGCCCUUAUAAAGUGGCCGUUGAAGAACGACCAAUCCCCAGAAUCCAAGACUCGGGAGAUAUUGUUGUCAAAGUAACAUACACAGCCCUUUGUGGAAGUGAUCUCCAUACAUUUCGCGGCAUAGAACCCGCUGCGCCGGGAUUUAUCAUGGGCCAUGAAGUGACAGGUGAGGUUGUCGAGCUUGGGGAUAGCGUCAAAACCGUCCAGAAGGGUGAUAUGGUCGUGAGUGCUUUCACGACGUCUUGCGGCGAGUGUUUCUACUGCAAGCAAGGGUUUUCUUCUCGCUGCGAGAAGAAUGUUCUUUUCGGAUGUAAUCAACUGGAUGGAGCACAAGCCGAAUACAUCCGUAUCCCAAAUGCAGACGGCACAGUAAUGAAAACCCCCGCAGGUGUCGAGAAAAAAUACCUCGUGCUUAUGGCCGACAUCUUCCCGACGGGCUACUUUGCAGCGAGCAACGCCUUCAAGGGGUACACCCCAGACCAAAUCUCUGAGCAGACAGUCGUACUCAUUGGCUGUGGACCAGUCGGACUCUGCGCCCUAAUCAAUGCCCUAGAGUUCAAACCCAAGCAUCUCCUUGCUGUCGACUCUAUUCCAUCGCGACUCGAGCUGGCGAGAUCUCUUGGGGCCGAGCCCUGGAAUUUCCAGCAAGACCGGGAGGGCUUGGACAAGCGGGUGAAAGAGUUGACGAAUGGACGGGGCGCAGAUGCGGUAAUUGAAGUGGUUGGUUUAAGUCCGGCACUGAGGACUGGCUUUGAUCUGCUGCGACCAUGGGGGACGAUCAGUAGCGUUGGUGUCCAUAAUGGAGAGAUCCCCUGGGCCGGAAAUGACGCUUAUGACAAGAACCUGAGAAUCCAAAUGGGUCGAUGCCCUGUGAGGUCGGUAUCACCUCAAGCGUUGGAGGUCUUGAAAAAGAAUCAGCAGAAAUUAGGAUUCAUGGCGGACAAGAUCAUGCCACUCUCUCGGGCUGUAGAGGGCUAUGAACUUUUCAAUGCGAUGAAGGUGCAGAAGGUGAUUUUUGAGGCUUGGAAAUGAAUGGAGGUAAAGGGAAGAAAUCAAUGUAUGGAGAGGGUCCAGAGUUUGGUAUACUGAGUGAAUUCCUCGACUUUAUGUAA